CACUUCCGCCGGGCUCGGGUUUCCUUCGACUCGGCAUUUAAAUUGAGCUGCAGGACAUCAGCUGCGGCUACAUUCAGCGCCGUGCUGUGACAGACAGUAACCCUCUGCAUUAGCAAAACAGGCUACUCUUAGUUUUUAGACGAAAAACACAGAAGUACCUGAUGGUCUGAGGAGGUUUGGGGUGUUUUGCUGCAGAAGAGCGGGAGAGAUUGAACAAUAACGGAGGCUGUGCUCUGACAGCAGCUCGGUGCAUCAUUUUUGGGAUUCCUCUGCUAGCUGUUGGACGAAAUUGAAUAGCGGUUACGGGAUGUUAUGCAUGAGCGGAAUUAUUUAAGCUUUUUUGAGCUCUGUUUGUUUUCUGAAAGAGAUUGGUAAACAGAAACAAAGUUAAUGAAUGCAGUGGGGUUUUUUUUUUUUUGGCCCAGGAGCAUUAGUGGCCUGGACUUGGAGGACCGAUGGAUCUGAUGAUGAGAGUGCAUUUAAUGAAUAAGGUUUAAAUUCUGGAAAGUAUUGAACAAUUUGGAUAUCGUUUUCAGUUAAAAACAUUCAACCGUACAACAUAUAGGCCUGAAAUAAAUAGCAAGAUAACCUUCAACUGGGGUGGCUCAAUAUUAUCAAUAAUAACAGUCACCACACAUAAUUUCACCUAGACACAUUUAUUCUACUACUAGGAAAAAAACGAAAUAAAUGAUUCUUUUUUUAAUGUGAUUAUCCUUUAUUUUAUUUAUUUAUUUUUUAAAUUUUCAAUUAGGGUAAGAUCUUUGCUUCACUUUCCUUUACCAGCUCUUAAGAAGUCCUUGAUCCCUCAAGGACAUUUAACAUUUGUACAUCUGUCAGGUUAAACCUAUAACCUGUCAGCAACAAGAUAAUAAUCUGACACGAGUGACCCACAGCAUCUUUGACCAGUUCAGCAGCCAUGUUCAGCUGGCUUGGGAGCGACGACAGAAGGAAGAAGGAUCCAGAAGUCUUUCAGACCGUGGGUGAUGGACUGAAGAAGCUCUACAGAACCAAACUCCUGCCGCUGGAGGAGAGCUACAAGUUUCAUGAGUUCCACUCCCCAGCUCUAGAGGAUGCAGACUUUGACAACAAGCCCAUGGUCCUACUGGUGGGACAGUACUCCACUGGCAAGACAAGCUUCAUACGCUACCUGUUGGAGCAGGAUUUUCCCGGUAUGCGUAUCGGCCCCGAGCCCACCACAGAUUCCUUCAUCGCGGUGAUGCACGGCGACACCGAAGGAGUCAUCCCUGGCAACGCUUUGGUGGUUGACCCCAAGAAGCCGUUCAGAAAGCUGAACGCAUUUGGAAACGCAUUCCUCAACAGGUUUGUGUGUGCCCAGCUGCCUAACCCAGUGCUGGAAAGCAUCAGUGUGAUUGACACACCAGGGAUUUUGUCAGGAGAGAAACAGAGAAUCAGUCGAGGCUAUGACUUUGCGGCAGUCUUGGAGUGGUUUGCAGAGCGAGUGGACAGGAUAAUUUUACUGUUUGACGCCCACAAACUGGACAUCUCUGAUGAGUUCUCAGAGGUGAUAAAGGCCCUGAAGAACCAUGAAGACAAGAUCAGGGUUGUGCUGAACAAGGCUGACCAGAUAGAGACACAGCAGUUGAUGAGAGUGUAUGGAGCCCUAAUGUGGUCACUGGGAAAAAUAGUCAACACCCCUGAGGUGAUCCGGGUGUACAUCGGGUCAUUUUGGUCCCAUCCUCUGUUGAUCCCAGACAACAGGAAGCUGUUCGAAGCAGAAGAGCAGGACUUAUUUAAAGACAUUCAGUCUUUACCGAGAAAUGCAGCGCUUAGAAAACUCAACGAUCUGAUCAAGAGAGCAAGACUGGCUAAGGUCCAUGCCUACAUCAUCAGCGCACUGAAGAAAGACAUGCCCUCUGUGUUCGGGAAGGAGAACAAGAAGAAGGAACUGAUUGGCAGUCUGGGAGAUAUUUACAAACGCAUCGAAAGAGAGCAUCAGAUAUCACCGGGAGAUUUUCCUAAUCUGAAGAAGAUGCAGGACCUACUCCAAUCUCAGGAUCUCAACAAAUUCCAGCCUCUGAAACCCAAACUCCUGGAGGCAGUGGAUGACAUGCUGGCCCACGAUAUCGCCGGAUUAAUGGUCCUGGUCCGCCAAGAGGAAAACCAGCGCCCCAACCCAGUUGUGAAAGGUGGUGCUUUUGACGGCACUUUGGAUGGCCCGUUUGGCCACGGGUACGGUGAAGGAGCCGGCGAAGGCAUCGACGAUGCAGAGUGGGUGGUCGCACGAGACAAACCUGCCUACGACGAGAUCUUCUACACGUUGUCUCCCGUCAAUGGGAAGGUGACGGGAGCCAACGCCAAGAGGGAGAUGGUGAAGUCAAAACUGCCCAACACGGUGCUGGGAAAGAUCUGGAAGCUGGCAGACAUCGAUAAGGACGGGAUGCUUGACGAUGAGGAGUUUGCGUUGGCCAAUCACCUGAUCAAAGUGAAACUGGAGGGACACGAACUGCCAUCAGACCUGCCUGCACAUCUGGUGCCGCCUUCCAAGAGGAAAAUAACUGAGUAAAUCUAAGAUUACAUCAUUCCCUGCCCCAAAAACCUGUAAGUAGACCCAUCCCCUCCACCAAGAGAAAAGUAUCAAAGUAAAGUAGAAAUAUUCCUGUAGCAUUAUAGCAAAAAACGUUAUGUUUUAACAAAAUUAAACCACCCUUCCAACUCACAAUCUUGCUCUGCUGCAGUCAUCUCCAUAAAGGCAGACUUUCCUUAGCUUCAAGAGGCAUAAUUAAAGCAAAAAUAUUCAGUAACAUACAAAUAAUGAAAAUGGAUGCUCAGCAGCUGUUAGCAUGUCAAUUCAAAUGCUACAUUUCUGCAGUGUUGUAAUAGCUUUUAUCAUGGUAGGAAAACUGGAUCGUAACGAGUUCGCCCAUUAAGUAUUUUACUUCUAAGGGUGAGAUAUCUGGGAAUGAUAGGCAGGACAGGAGCUAAAGAUAGAGCAAAGCUAAAGAAGAUAUGAAAAAAUAUUAAAAGUCUAAAGCAAGAGACACUGGAAGACAACUAAAUGUAAGGUAAUCCAAACUACUGGAGGAAAAAGUGAGUAAUACGCAACAAUGUGAAGACGACAAUGAAAGAGUUGGAAGGAUCAUUCCCACAGAAGGAAGAUCAGCUUUUAAAAAUGCAAAUUAUUAUUGUAUUAACUUUUGUUUCAUGGUGACAUAUUAAAAAUGCUACAAGGAAUUUCUUGCAACUGCUUAACAAAUGUGUAGAAGCACACACACAAGGAAAAAUAACACAAUUCUCAUGGUUUGUAUACAGAGCAGGGAAAAUGACCUACAAACAUUUGUUUUGUUAUUUUAAAUGUGAUAUGCAGAUGUUGAUAUUUGUGUAAAUCAUUUUACUGUAGCAUCUAGAUUUGGGAUAUUGUUUCCAACGGGGACAAAGACUAAAGAUAACAAGUAGUUUGUCCCUUUUAUGAUUUUUACGUAGCUCUAAAUAUUAACAUGUUUGGAAAUACUGUGACUAUGACAUGGAACUAUAUAAUGGGUAUUGUUUCAAGUAUUCAGACAUACUCAGUAAGAUGUAAUUGUAAGGACUUUGAAUGUUGAAUGUGAAGACGUUCUGGGUUCUGUGUGGACACAUCCUGACUGUUGAAUGACCACAUGUAUCACUGUCAGCAUUUGUAACGUAUAUGUAUUAAGUAUUAUGGCUAUUGAGCUGAGAGUGGAUUGUUGAUUGAAAAAUGGAUGAAUAUGUCACAAGUAAACUAUUCUAAAGAAAGAACACACAGCUGUUUGCUUCUUUUGUGAUGAUUAAAAACACUAAUUUGGCUUUUCAUUUCAUGUCUAACUUGUAUACAUCUAAUUGGAUUAACUGUAAGCCAGUAUGUACAGUAUGUACAUAUACUAACAUUAGGAUUAUGUUUGUCGGUAAUCAUAACACUAGACCUACUAAACUUGGGUUCCCAUAUAAUAAGAAAUAAUCACUUUGUGUUUUAUGAGUGAGUCUGAGCUAAAGAUGACUGAAAUAUUUGUGCCCCUCCCUCCCUCCCCGUGCAUCUCUGUGCCGUUACUGUGAAUUUACUGUACAUAAGACUGUUUGCAUUCCAUGAACACAGAUUGAGGAACAUCAUCCUCAUCAUCUCCAGUGCUUUGUGCUUCACUUGCUCAUAUUUCACAGCUCAGAUAAAUAGAGUAAAUAUAAAAAAGGGUUCUUGUUAAAUGUGGAUUCUCUGCAUAACAAAGUCCUUGAAAUUAACAUGUUUUCAUACCCUGACAGAUUGCAACAUGAAGUCUGUGUACUGGUAAAAACUCUAUGUGGAAACACUGGCGUUAUAUAUUUUUUUCAGUUUUAAGAUGGGUAUGCAUUGCUAAAUCUGUACUUCACAGCUUUUCUGUCAACUUGAACAGUCCAAAAAUGUAAUAAAAUUCAUUUACUCAA
Eleginops maclovinus (Patagonian blennie) is the source of this 4392-nucleotide messenger RNA. RefSeq names its product EH-domain containing 3 (gene ehd3). Gene Ontology annotation, biological process: endosomal transport; endocytosis. Gene Ontology annotation, cellular component: plasma membrane; cytoplasm. Bases 917 to 2524 code for a protein of 535 amino acids. The transcript is spliced from 8 exons. Gene Ontology annotation, molecular function: GTP binding; protein binding; calcium ion binding. The record is from RefSeq and is a predicted model, not a curated record. NCBI's taxonomy places the organism in Eukaryota, Metazoa, Chordata, Actinopteri, Perciformes, Eleginopidae.